Arthroderma uncinatum is the source of this 684-nucleotide messenger RNA. RefSeq lists its product as uncharacterized. The record is from RefSeq and is a predicted model, not a curated record. The coding region runs from base 1 to 684 and encodes 227 amino acids. The transcript is spliced from 3 exons. NCBI's taxonomy places the organism in Eukaryota, Fungi, Ascomycota, Eurotiomycetes, Onygenales, Arthrodermataceae.
AUGAAUAUGUUUUUCGGUUAUGCGGUUCGUGCUGCUGCCGCAGUCAUCGUUUCGACCCUUCCUUUAAAUUCAGAGCAUCUAAUACCCGACUACGAGACAACCCUCAACUGGCUAAUUGAAGACAAUGAACUACGUGACAUUCUUAACUGCAUCGGAGAAUACUUUUCAGAGUAUGAGGAUUCUCUUAUACUGUCGUUCUUCUCCCAGGACACCUACGAUUCCGACAAUGCCGGCUUCUGGAACGACCAGAAGCCAAGCCAGACAGUUGGCCGGCCCAUGGUGGACAUGUGCAAGCGAAGGAUCCAGUGGAGAAUCUCUCAACAUUUACGCAGUUUUCCGAAACUAGGAAUAGCCGUUCUCCCGCUGAUACUAAUCCGCAUCGAUGAUAGUAGAUGGAGCGAUUCUGCCGUCACCUGCCGUCAAUUAAAAUAUUUCAUCUACUGCGGUGUACAUUUGGUCCAUGAGGGACCGCUACAGGAAUGGAAUUACGACAGAAAAGAUCUAAUUACAGAGCUAAUUGGAGCGCCGCAGCCCACCAGCGGACCAAUACCGGACUCUCUCUUUAUGUUUCUAGCAUCUGCUGUCGGAUCAUGCCCUCCAAAGUCGGCGGUACUCUUUAAGGUGCCUAGGAAAAUUCUUCACCCUGACAUAUCGCAUCUUUAUGCAGAUGACCUGUAUAUGUAG